UUAAUUUAAUAAAAGUUAUUAGAAGGCGGGCUUACGUGUACUUUGAUAAAGGCUAUAUAUUAAUCAGAUCAUCACUGAUUGCAUUCAGAAUAAGAUAGAGAUGUCAACGCAACAGCAGCAGUUAGACUUUAUUGAACGCCAUCUGGUGUACGAUAUUUUCAAGGAUUUUGGACCGGAGGCUUCUCUGGAUUCCCACAGUGUUGAGUGCUCCAAUGGCCUGGAUGGAUUCAUGUCUGCCUUGUAUACGGUUACCCUGGAUCUAGUGAUUGCCGAGCGUAAGCGUACGGAGGUCAUUCUGGUGAAAUUCAUGAAAGGUACAGAAGAGUUCCGGGAGAGCAGUAAUUCGUACAUCCAGUUUGCCAACGAAGUUUAUGCCUAUGCCGAAAUCCUGCCAGCCUAUGAGAAUGUCCUAAGGACAAGUCAUCUGGCCAGUGAUGUGGUGUCCAAUUGGGUUCCUCGAUGCUAUGUCGCCAGAUUUGGUCAAGUCGAUAAUCUCAGCAACGGACGGGAAUCUGUUUUGGCUCUAAAACAUCUGAAGGGCGAUGGCUACCAGUUGGGUCCAAGGCUAACCCUUCGUCGGGAUCAGCUGGAGGCGAUGGUGGGUCUAGUAGGACCCUUCCAUGCGCUUGGCUAUGCCACAAAAAUCCUGCAGCCGAAUGUUCAUGCCCGUUUGCGUGCCGGAGUGGUGGACAUGCCCUUUGUUUCCAGUUCAGGAAAAGCAAUCUUUGAUGUCCUUUAUCGCGUAGCUUUCGACCGGUUCUUCGAGUUCUAUGACCGCAAGAAGGAGCCUCUGGAGGGUACAAAUGAUGGAUUUAGUGCUGCCAUUGAGCGGCUGCGUGAGAAGUAUUUUAAACACCCAACUCAAUUGCUGGAGAAGAUUCGCACCAACUCCUAUGCCGAAAAUCAACCAGAUAGCCAUUUUGCAACCUUUCUGCAUGGGGAUUACAACAGGAACAAUGUGCUCUUCCACUACGGAGCCGACGACAAGGUGGAUGGCAUCAAAGCCAUCGAUUUCCAGGAGCUGCGCUUUAGUACCACGGCCAUUGACCUUAGUUUCUUCCUAUACAUGAACACACCAUCGGAGGGCAGGGACGAGAUUUAUGCGGAUUUGCUCCAGAAGUACCAUACCCAUAUGAUUGAAAUGCUUGAACUAGUGCUGCGCCGCAACCAAGAUGAGUUGACCGAGGACCGUGUGAAUAAUCUGCUGAAGGAAUUCAGUUUUGAACGCUUUAUUGCCCACUUUAAACGUUAUGCUUUCUACGGAUCUAUGGUGUGCAUGCAUUUCUUGCCCUGGCUGUUGGGCAAUGAGAAGGAUUGCGCCGAGUUGUCUCGACUGUUUGAUACGGAUAUGCACGGUCCUGCCUUCCACCAGUUGUCCCUGGACAUUGCUGGAGACGAGGCAAAUGAGGAGAUCUUCAAAACUGUCCGUCACGCCUACGAGCAUGGCUACAUGGACGAGAUUUAAAUACUUUUACAUUCAAUUUAUAAUUAAUACAUUAAUCAAAUUCAAUUUGAGACUUUAUUAACUAUUUACAUGUUAACAUCGCAAGUUAAUGCUAAAUGAGCGCACUAAGGUGGUAAUUGAGGUAAAUAAUGCCUAAAUGCUCCUAUAUUCAAGCGGAAUAAAAUCAAAUGUGUCUUUAA
This is a messenger RNA of Drosophila eugracilis, 1644 nucleotides long. RefSeq lists its product as uncharacterized. The record is from RefSeq and is a predicted model, not a curated record. NCBI's taxonomy places the organism in Eukaryota, Metazoa, Arthropoda, Insecta, Diptera, Drosophilidae.